AUGGAAGAGGCACCCCCAUCAAUACAAGACCUCAUUUUCUCUCUUCAACAAGCCACUUUCAUGGCAAAACAGUUGUUACCUUCAUCCACUAACAACCCCACCCAUCUCCACCAAAUCCACUCCUCCCUCCACCACGCCCACCGCCACCUCUCCGUCUUCCUCGCCGCCCUCCCCUCGCCUCCUCCCGCCGCCGAGUCCUCCGCCACGGACGCCGAGCCGAUGCAGGUCGAGGACGGUGGCGAUGGUGAUGAUGAAGAGACCACUUCAAAGUGCAUCAUUGACAAGGUUGAGGAGAAAAUGAGGCACUGCUUCAUCAAGAACAAGCGCCCCAAACGGCCACUUUCGCCGUCCGCCGCCGCGGCUGCGGCGGAGAAGCGGGUUGUUUCCGAGGAUGGGUUUGUGGGGAGGGUUAGUGACAGUGACUAUGAUCCAUAUGCUGUGAGGUUGAGGGCAUUGGAUCUUGUACACCAGUUUCAUUGCUAG
Messenger RNA from Glycine soja, 483 nucleotides. RefSeq lists its product as uncharacterized. The record is from RefSeq and is a predicted model, not a curated record. The transcript has a single exon. NCBI's taxonomy places the organism in Eukaryota, Viridiplantae, Streptophyta, Magnoliopsida, Fabales, Fabaceae. The coding region runs from base 1 to 483 and encodes 160 amino acids.